Knipowitschia caucasica is the source of this 924-nucleotide messenger RNA. NCBI's taxonomy places the organism in Eukaryota, Metazoa, Chordata, Actinopteri, Gobiiformes, Gobiidae. The record is from the annotation of a GenBank genome assembly.
AUGUGGUUGUGUCCUGCAGGGGCCGGUCCACGCCGCAGGAAGCAGGAUCCGUGCUGUGGUCACCCCAACUCUCUGGCAGCCAUUAAAUACGCCAUCGUCUCUCUGUACGUCCUGGUCCUUCUCACCAUCCUGGGCCUGUGUCUGGCAGGGUGUGUUGGGGGUGUGGGGGGGUGUGUUGAGGGUGUGUUGGGGUGUGUUGGGGGUGUGUUGAGGGUGUGUUGGGGGUGUGUUGAGGGGUGUGUUGGGGAUGUGUUGAGGGUGUGUUGGGGAUGUGUUGGGGAUGUGUUGAGGGUGUGUUGGGGGUGUGUUGAGGGGUGUGUUGGGGAUGUGUUGGGGGUGUGUUGGGGGUGUGUUGAGGGUGUGUUGAGGGUGUGUUGGGGAUGUGUUGAGGGUGUGUUGGGGGUGUUGAGGGUGUGUUGGGGGUGUGUUGGGGGUGUGUUGAGGGUGUGUUGGGGUUGUGUUGGGGGUGUGUUGAGGGUGUGUUGGGGGUGUGUUGUGGGUGUGUUGGGGGUGUGUUGGGGAUCUGUUGAGGGGUGUGUUGAGGGUGUGUUGGGGGUGUGUUGGGGGUGUGUUGGGGAUGUGUUGAGGGUGUGUUGGGGGUGUGUUGGGGAUGUGUUGAGGGUGUGUUGGGGGUGUGUUGGGGAUGUGUUGAGGGUGUGUUGGGGGUGUGUUGGGGAUCUGUUGAGGGUGUGUUGGGGGUGUGUUGGGGAUCUGUUGAGGGUGUGUUGGGGAUCUGUUGAGGGGUGUGUUGGGGAUCUGUUGAGGGUGUGUUGGGGGUGUGUUGGGGAUCUGUUGAGGGUGUGUUGGGGAUCUGUUGAGGGUGUGUUGAGGGUGUGUUGGGGGUGUGUUGGGGGUGUGUUGAGGGUGUGUUGGGGGUGUGUGUGGCUGUUCUCUCUCUCUUCAUGUCUGAGUCGCCCGCACUGA